This is a messenger RNA of Maniola jurtina (meadow brown), 1702 nucleotides long. RefSeq lists its product as uncharacterized. The transcript is spliced from 5 exons. Bases 267 to 1013 code for a protein of 248 amino acids. Lineage: Eukaryota; Metazoa; Arthropoda; Insecta; Lepidoptera; Nymphalidae. The record is from RefSeq and is a predicted model, not a curated record.
CGCAAAGCAAAACAUGAACGGAACAAAGAAACAAGCAGUCAUUAAGUGCACGGCCAUUCGAUACCACUAAAUAAAGUGAUUAGUCAACUAAUCAAAACAUAUUCAUUAGUUAUUUUAUCUCCGUAAAUAUUGAAAUUAAUACUAUCUUAUUUAUGUUCUUAUUCAUGAUUCGUGAAUUAAUUAAAAUUGAAGGCUGAAAAUUAUUAAAAGUUACUAAAACAAUGUUGAUUAAAAGUUGUCAUGUGAAGUGAUAUAGGUAAACAGAAAUGUAUCGUAACGCCUUAAUUAUUUUGGGGUCUAUAUUUAUUGCCUUUACUUUUGAGGCGACAGAUUUUCAAGACAACCUCAUAAAUGGCUACCGUACUCUCAUUGCUGACAUCCAGGUACGGACACAGAAAUCUCGCGAGGACAUGGAUACCCUAGUAUCACAAAUCAAGCUCCUAAUGAAGAAUGAAGCGGACAAGGCUAUCAACUAUAUGACGGUGUAUCUUGAACAGAUAUCACUGUAUUUUCAGGUAAUAAUUCACGAUCGCAAGCCCCGCAAUGGCACUUACUGUAAGGAGAGCAUUGUGAAAUUACUGGGCGAGAAUUUGCAGCUGGCGGACGAAAAUGUUACGUUAUGUCUCGCUUUGGGAUAUCAAAGGGUACAACGACUACCAGAAAAGUUACAAGUACACUUUGAAACACUUGAGAAUCUCAAAAAAUAUUCAGCAUCAAAACUAUUCGAGUGUCAGAAGCAACAGCAAGUUGGCGGCAACUGCUCUCAUGAAAGUCAAGAUCUUGAAAGGACAGUGUUUUUAUACGAAACUUCGCCGUUCCCCGUCGUGAUGGCGGAAAUUGCGAUACACGGCUUCAAAGAGGUGUCGGAUCUAAGUGUCUGCCUCAAAGACAUCAUCUCGAGGAUGAUGACCCAUUCAGUGAAAGUCAUUGGAGACUUCAACAGAUGUAUUCACAACAUUGAAAUGCCCAAACUGAAGUACUUGCUCAAGUUUAUGAAGAAAUAUGCUAGAUAAUAAUGUUUACUUUUAAUAUAUAUAGAGAUACAAGAUAAUAGUAGGUUUAUGUUUAAAGCUAAUUCUCAUCAUAACAAUUUGUAUUAUGGCGUCGGGUUAGGCGAAAAUGCUUAAAUCACAUCCUCAUGGAAUUUACUUGAGAAAAUAAUUAUUUUUGUGGAGAAAAUAUUUACGGCAAAGCGUUGACCGUACAAGAUAAUAAUAUGAAAAUAUCAACACUAAAAAUCAGAGUCCUAUUUUCAUAGAUAACGAACAUAUCUGAUGGCAUAAAAAUAAUUAGGUACCUACAGUAUUUUUUGGUUCGCUUCAUUCUACAAUUUUUUCCGAACACAAAUUAAAUUUUAGGAAUUUGAGCGAAACGUGUCAGAGUUCAACAUUUUGUUUAUAUUCCUUGAAGUUGUAAAAGGUAUCGAUUACAGAUUUAACAUUUUAUACCCCAGACUUUUCCAUCUGAUCACCUUUUUAGUAAUUAGCCUAUUGUCAUAUUGUUGAUUUAUGACUAAUACGUAUUCCCAUUAUCAUUAAAAAAGAAAAGCUUUUUCAGGUUUCAUUCUAUACCUAUUUUACCUAGAUUGCAACGCGUAUCUGUCGAUAACAAUCAUGGUGUCACUAAUUCGAUAUGGUUAGAUAGUAAUGUUUAAUAAAGUACCGUAGUUAAACUUAACAGUGAGUGAUAACGCGGCAAAAUA